Messenger RNA from Durusdinium trenchii, 2007 nucleotides. NCBI's taxonomy places the organism in Eukaryota, Dinophyceae, Suessiales, Symbiodiniaceae. The record is from the annotation of a GenBank genome assembly.
AUGGCUUUGGGCGUUCCCAGACAAGCUAUGGCUCCAGCUCGACUGAUCAUGCCAAUGAAGGCUGAACGCCCCACAGACGGGUUGCGAAGGAUUGCGCUGCAGUAUACACAUGAGGACCUCAGCCAAGCCACGCAGAACUGGAGCAAGAGCCGGCAGCUGGGCUCGGGCUCCUACGGCGCCGUUUUUAAAGGCGAGAUGAAGGAUGGAACCCAAGUUGCCAUUAAGAUGAUUGAUCUUGGUGCAUUGAAAAACUCUGGCCAGACCGAGGAUAUGGCUGGCUUUGACCAGGAGGUAGCAACGUUGAGCAAGUUUCGACAUCCGAACCUGGUCACCUUGAUCGGAUGGGGUAAACACUAUCAUUUGCCGCAUCGCUACCUGGUUUAUGAGCUGAUGACGGGAGGGGAUAUCUAUGAUCGAUUGAUGAAAAGCAAGAGACGCCAAAAUCCAAUUACUUUCCAUUGGUAUGAGCGUUUGAGCGCCCUGUCGGAUGCGGCCUCGGGCUUGUCCCACAUGCACAAUUCGAAUCCAGAGGCUUUUCAUCGAGACAUCAAGAGUGCCAAUAUUUUGCUGGAUAGGCAUGGUACGGCCAAGAUGGCUGACUUUGGCCUGAGCAUCACGUCUUCAGCAGCCGCAAAGAGCUUGAAGGUGGAUACGAUCAGUGGCACGCCUGGAUAUGCAUGCCCGAUCUAUGCUCGCACGGGGCAGGUCACGGAGUUCAGCGAGGUGUACUCUUUCGGCAUGGUGAUUCUGGAAGUUCUCACAGCAAUUCCACCGGCGAUGGCGGACAGUGGAAAGCCAGGUGGUAUUGGAUAUCCGAUUGAAGACAGGAUCAAGCCGGGUGCAGAUGGAGCCCUUGAGCGAUGCGUCCAGAACUUGGAUUACACAGCAGCCUGGCCUUGCGGUCUAGCAGAGGAGCUGAGCAAGUUGGGCAUUCGCUGUGUAAAUGCGCAGGAUGAGACCAAACGGCCACGCUUCGUGGAGGUCGUGCGAACCUUGCGCAAGAUGCAAGACGACUAUCCCAAAAUGCAGCAGACACCGGCAUUGCCAUUGGGUCCUCCUUGCGGCUAUCCCACAAUUCUGGAAUCAAUGGGCUCGUCACAGUCAGCGAUCGAUUCUGCACCUUACAUGCUGGAGCUCGUGCGGGCUGAUGAUGUGGAGGUCGAGCGUUUGCCUGCACGUCGCCGACGGCUACAUCUUUGUCCAACUUGGGAUAAGGCAACUGGACGGUUUACCGCGCCGGUUGGACGCCAGCACCAAUCUGAUCUCUUUGAAAGCUGGCUGCCCAAUGAGGAGCUCCGCAGCUGCAUCUCGCGGCUAGCUUUCGAGGUGAGCUGGACCCCAUCAGGAAAUGUGCAGAUCAUUGCCAAGGGCAACAACCCGGUGACCUUGAACAAUCAAAUCCUUACUCGGCACCAAGCUGUACAGUUGAGCAUCGGAUCGGAGGUGGGGUUCCCUUACUCUCAGACAGGAGAGUUGGCACUCUUUUUGCAGCUGCGCCUCGCACGGGCAACACUGGAAUCUGUCACGAAUGCUGCAGCUGUAGCCCCCACAGAGAUCCUGGACUUUAAAGAAGUGGACGAUUUGAUUUCCGGGAGCUGGGUCCUACGGUGCUCUUUUGUAGAGGGUUUCACUGAAGACGAGCUCUUGGAUUUGCCAUCAGCGGUGACUGAAUUUAAGGUAGACAAGAGUGAGGUGCUGGUCAUAGGUCGCCAACAUCAAGCAAAGGAGUUUGAACAGCUCUUGUCCAAGGCUUCUGCGUGCAUGAGCUUCAUCUCACGGGCACAUGUGCAGCUGGAGGUGCAGAAGGAUGCGCUGCUGGCCACCAACAUAAGUAGCAACCCUGUCUAUGUAGAUGGAAAGCCACUGUCUAAAGGCGAAUCGAGAAGAUUGCGCCCUAAUCAGGUAAUUAGCUUUGCAAAACUGGACGGGAGCACGCAUGUGCUCUUCAUGUCAUUUGAGGCCUUCGUCGUUGAUCGAUCCGCAGCAAAGACCAAAGCGGUCAGAUGA